CCCACUGAGUCUGGCGGGGUGCCGAGGAGAGGCAGCAGGCAGCGGUAGCAGAGAUGGGCUCACACCUUUGAAUCACAAAUCAGCACCCCCACCCCUACCCCAGUCAAGCAUCUCGGGAGACACUGGAAGACCAAUUUUUGGAGGGGGUUUUGCUGGUGUUCCUCAUUAAGACCGGUAGACUACAGCUACCAAGAAGCAGGAGCGGCAAGGUUUAUAGUUGCAUUGUGACGUUCAGCACUCCUGUCGUCUCACCUGCACUGCCGGUGAAGAGGUCCGCUGUGAUAAAGAUGCAUCCAGAUAAGUACCUACCUGAGCUGGUGUCCGAGAAAAACAGCCUGGACCCCUCCUUUGUGCAUGCGGUGCGCCUGCUUGCAGAAGAGAUUGAAAAGUACGAAGGUGAUGAAUUAAGAAAAGAUGGUGACACCAAGAAAUACCUAGACAUUAUCAGCAAUAAAAACAUCAAGCUCUCCGAAAGAGUUCUCAUUCCAGUCCAACAGUACCCAAAGUUUAAUUUUGUAGGGAAGCUGCUGGGACCACGGGGAAAUUCUAUGAAACGAUUACAAGAGGAGACAGGAGUGAAGAUGUCCAUCCUUGGCAAAGGGUCCAUGAGAGAUAAAGACAAGGAAGAAGAAUUAAGGAAAAGCGGGGAGGCCAAAUACGCCCAUCUGAGUAACGAUCUGCACGUUUUAAUUGAGGUCUUUGCUCCACCUGGAGAGGCCUAUUCCCGCAUGAGUCACGCCUUGGAGGAGAUAAAGAAAUUCCUAGUACCAGAUUACAAUGACGAGAUCAGACAGGAACAACUCCGAGAGUUAUCCCUGUUGAACGGCUCUGACGAGUCAAGCAGAGGGAGGAGUGUUCAAGGGAGGUGUCUACGACCAACAACCGCAAUAACCACAAGGGGCCACAGAGGCGCGGGAAGGAGCGCGGCAACACCUCGGGGGACAGCGACAGCAGCACACAGCAAACUUCCCACGACAGUUUUGACGAGGGAGGUACAAGUCCCGAGAGCCAGAGGGGCAGCAGCAGCAAGUGUCGGAUACAGGCCCCCGCUGUUAGCAGUCACACAUGAAUCAUAUGACGACUACGCCUACGACGAUGGAUACGGUGGAGAGUAUGAUGAUGAGAGUUAUGAAGCCUAUGAAGAUAACUACAGCAAUCAGUCAAAGAGCAUUUCAGACUAUUAUGAAUAUGGGCAGGGAACCAGUGAUGAAUCCUACAACAACUAUGAGGAGGAGUGGGGAACUACCCGAGCCAGUCUCAAAGCCCCUGUUUUACGGCUGACGCGAGGAGGCUACAGAAAACAUCCUUAUGGCAGAUACUAAAGGUGGUCCAGACCUCCAAUUCUCAGCUAUUUAUAUCUAUUUUUUAAAUCCAUUAUAAAUGUUGUAACAGUUAUUUUAUUUUUGGCCCAUCUCCUUCAGAAAGUAAAAAGAAAAUCCCAACCCCCACCCCCAUAAAGCACAUAAAGCCACAAUUAUUGCAGUAUACUGAUGUUUGAGCCUUUUUUUAACAAAAGAGACACUUAACAGUUCUCAUCCAUAUGCAGGAAGGUUGUUCUUGGCUGUUUAAAUGCCCUUCAUUCCACCUCCCUCUGCCCUAAAACAUUAAUCUGCAGAUUUAUUCUUGUCGGAUUUGCGUGACUAGUUGGUUUCCAUUUAGUGUCUUUAAUGUAGUGAUUACUAAGGUUUAAUAGCCAACCCCUGUUCACUGUGUUAAAGCAGGCAAUCAUAGAGCCAUAAUUUGACUUAGAGAGACUAUCAAAACUCUGCUGCGUCUCUCUACUUGCUUUAAUUGCUAAGGAGACUUCGGUGCCCCACAUAACAGAGGCAUUUUCGUGGUGUUGCGAAACAUCCAGUGAUGCCAUGUCCGUUUUUAUCCACCGUGACCCGCUUCUAGACGUGGAAAACAAGCAAAACUUUUUCUCAUUUUAGUUGUGCCUGUUCUUCAAAUACGAGUUUGUCUAGGGGGAAAUUACUUUUGCCCUUUUAUGCGAGUAUUUUUUUUUUUAAGUUAUUCAAACCCUAUUGGCACUUUUUUCCUAAUUUGGAAAACGGCCCACAAAAUCCAGCUUAGCUCUUUGUCAGUGAGCCAAAAUGACUUUACAGGCAGGAUGAGUCUUUAACCAGCCACAGCUACGGAGAAAAUGUGUUCACUUUAAAUUUGAAAAAGUCUUUUUUUAGAAACGCCAACCUUUCUCCAGAGUUCACUGA
Messenger RNA from Pelmatolapia mariae (spotted tilapia), 2210 nucleotides. RefSeq names its product KH domain containing, RNA binding, signal transduction associated 2 (gene khdrbs2). The transcript is spliced from 9 exons. Gene Ontology annotation, biological process: regulation of alternative mRNA splicing, via spliceosome. NCBI's taxonomy places the organism in Eukaryota, Metazoa, Chordata, Actinopteri, Cichliformes, Cichlidae. Gene Ontology annotation, cellular component: nucleus. Gene Ontology annotation, molecular function: mRNA binding; poly(A) binding. Bases 288 to 1322 code for a protein of 344 amino acids. The record is from RefSeq and is a predicted model, not a curated record.